Molecule: messenger RNA, 1692 nt
Organism: Dermacentor silvarum
Lineage: Eukaryota; Metazoa; Arthropoda; Arachnida; Ixodida; Ixodidae
Gene: Arf79F
Product: ADP-ribosylation factor 1
Exons: 5
Coding region: 204-749 (181 amino acids)
Biological process (GO): intracellular protein transport; vesicle-mediated transport
Cellular component (GO): cytoplasm; plasma membrane
Molecular function (GO): GTP binding; GTPase activity
Source: RefSeq, a predicted model, not a curated record
AGUUGAAUUUUCUUCUUACAAACAGAUGUCGCAGUAAAGAAGAGAAAAAAGCCGAUAGCGACGUCACGUUUGUGACGUGGCUUUUUUCUUGGAGUUCACCGUUCCACCUCCGCCAUAUUUUGUCGCCCGUGCUGCCGGUGGUAGCCCCAGAGUUUGGAAAAGCAGAAGUAACCCCCGCACGUACCGCCACCGCCUAGAAGACAAUGGGGAACAUAUUCGCGAACUUGUUCAAAGGCCUUUUCGGCAAAAAGGAGAUGAGGAUCCUCAUGGUGGGCCUGGACGCGGCCGGGAAGACUACCAUCCUGUACAAACUGAAGCUGGGCGAAAUCGUCACGACCAUUCCCACCAUCGGUUUCAACGUGGAGACAGUAGAAUACAAAAACAUCAGCUUCACAGUGUGGGAUGUUGGUGGCCAAGACAAGAUUCGUCCACUUUGGCGUCACUACUUCCAGAACACGCAGGGCUUGAUAUUUGUGGUGGAUAGCAACGACAGGGAGCGAAUUGGUGAGGCAAGGGAAGAGCUCAUGAGGAUGCUCGCAGAGGAUGAGCUCAGGGAUGCAGUCUUGCUCAUCUUUGCCAACAAGCAGGACUUGCCAAAUGCCAUGAAUGCAGCUGAGAUAACGGACAAGCUGGGCCUGCACUCUCUGCGCAACCGCAACUGGUACAUCCAGGCCACCUGUGCCACCAGUGGAGACGGCCUCUACGAGGGCCUCGACUGGCUCUCCAACCAGCUCAAGAACCAGAAGUAGAACUGAUACCACAGAAGCCACUACAUCACAGUAGUGCGUGCGCGCGUUGUCGGCUGGGUGGGGAGAGCACUUUUUUUUCCAAGAGGGACGAGAGAAAAGGACUGGAUCGCCUCAUCCUUCUGUGACAGCCCUCUCUACAGUCCACCCUGCCUUGGAGAGGGGUGGGAAAGGCACGGGGAGAAAAGAUUUUCUUCUAUCCCGUUCGCUAACUUUUUUUUCUCUCUCGUCUGCCUUUCUGUCUGCCACCAGUAUUCUUUUUUUUUUUUUUGCUUGCUGCUGUUCUUGGAAACCAUUAGCCGUUUCUUUUUGUCAUCCUUGCCUGUGUGCUAAGCCGAAAAUCGUCUGCUGGUCCAGUCAAGUUCGCCUGCCACUGCAUAGGCUUUCUUUGUCCCGGUUGCCAAGUGUGAUGCGUCGGCACUUGCCAUGUCCCUGUGUUUCUUUUUCUCGCCCUCUCUCUACUGUAAAGAGCAACUGACAGACCUUUCUUUACAUGUUGCUAGUACCCAAGGUGGCAUACAGAAAGGCUUUGCAUAAGAAGUGUAAGGUUGCGUGCGCGCGGUGCAGCAAGGAUGGACUGAUCAAUCAACAUCACACGUGCUUCUUGUAUUCCGUGCUGGAUUUUUGAAUUAAAGGCAUGGUUUCACGAGCACCCCUUUUAUUCCGUUGUGUGCAGGAUCAGGUUAUAUAGAAGAGUGGUGCACGAUUGUACAUAAUUCUGUGCAGAAGAUUGGGCCCAAUUGUGUGCAGAGGGUUUUGGCAGCAGGCCAGGCUUGUGUGGGGGGGGGGGAAGGGGUGUUAUUUUAUUGUGCAUUUUUGUCACUUAGGCUGUUCAUAAUUUUUUUUUUUUUUUUUUACUUCUCUACCUGUUAGGACUGACUGUUUUUCUUCAGUGUAUUUGAGAUGCUUGUAAUUUUCAUUACAAAAUAAAAAUAAGGACCUUCAA